UGCCCAGCGCACUUUUCAUACAUCAUAACGCAGUGUCGUUUCGCACGGAAAGGUUGUCCCAUUGGAGUGUUGUGCAAGUUUGACAAGUUUGCGAUUUUUUGGUCCUGGGCAACUGACCUUUGGGAAGAUUGAACGGCAUAGUCAGACGGGGAUGAAUAUGAAUACAGCAGGUGCUCUCGUCAUUUCCCGGCAUGCCAUUGCGGCCGCCAUAUUGCUUGUUGUUCUUUGUCCAAUGUAAACGCGAGCGGACAGUGUUUAAUGGUACUCCGCGAAAAUGUCACGGAGAAAGCAGGAGAAACCUCAGCAACGGAAGAAAUUCGACACAGGUGAAGACAGCAAUCCCUAUUCAGACUGCAUGAAGGGUAUAGAAGUUGAUACGAUGGACUCAGUGGAUUCGGAUGUGCUUAUCUGCGGGGAAUGCCAGACAGAAUUCGCUCUAAACGAUAUAGUCCGCUUCAUAAAACACAAAGUCAAACAUUUGAACAAGGAAAAUUGUCAGCCCUACGACUCGGACGAUAACUUAGAAAAUGACGAGGACGGUGAAAAUAUGUUGAUAAAUAAUCACAGGCCUAGCAUAUCUGCACCAAUGGGCAGGAAAGGUACGCCCGAGUUACGCGACAAGAUGUCACCACGGCCCGCUCAUCUUCAAAAUGUCCCCAUAAACUUAAGCAUGGACAUCGACGACAAUGCUCAAGAGCUCAAGGAAAACGAUUUGAAAUCUGAUUUCUGUUCAAAAGACGACAAGGGAACGUGCACGGCUCCCAGACCAAAACAAGUGGACGCUGAAUCUAAUACUACAAAUACAGAACCCUAUAGUUUUGUCUGCGGGACGUGUAAGACAACAUUGGACUCGGCGUGGAGCCUAGUACAACACGCUCAGAAUGCUCAUGGGAUGAAGAUAUAUCAAGAGAACAACAAUGUCAUCAACUCUGGCAUGGACCGGGAGAGAAUGAACAGGCAUGACCGCGAUCGCGAGAGAGAGAGAGAAAGAUCGAGAGAGCGGGAGAGAGAAAACAGCAGCAACUGUAGUAUCCCAAUCAGUAUAAGUCACAGCCACAGCCAUAGUACGAACGUGACCCCACAGCCUCCACUGAUGAAGCCUUCUCCACCAGACCACCCGCCUCAUCUACUCAACAUGGAUAUAAUCAGCCAUGCUCCACAUCCGUUUAUGUUUCGUAUGCCGCUCGGCGAAAGGCAGCCAUUGUCACCCAUGAAUCAUGGUCCCUUCACCCGUCCGCCAGGCCCAGACUUCAGGAUGGACCUUUUACAUGAUCCAUUUCACCGAUUCAACACACUGGCGUUUCCACCAGGAAUCGAGCCCCCGCCAGGGGUAUUUCAUUCACCUGCAAUGGACCGUCCACGACCACUUGGUCUUGGCUUAGAACCAUCAUUGGAUUUUUACUCGCAGCGCCUACGUAGAUUAGCUGGCACCAAACCCACUAGUCCCUCUCAUUCGCCAUCUCCCGCUAAGCGAACGCCACCGUUCUCCUCUCAUUCAUCGGUGCCAACAACACCGACCACGCCAACAGAGCCAGCAGAUCAGUCGCCAAAAAUCAACCAGCCACCGAAACUGAAGGCUUGCGAAUUCUGUGGGAAAUGUUUCCGGUUUCAGAGCAAUCUUAUUGUUCAUCGACGAUCACACACAGGAGAAAAGCCUUUUAAGUGUUCACUGUGUCCACACGCCUGCACCCAGGCCAGCAAGCUCAAACGUCAUAUGAAAACACAUAUGAACAAGUCACCAUUUUCUAUAUCCUCCAACAUGUCUGACGGGAGUAUGCCUUCUACAAGCAGUACCCCUGACUCAAAUCGGUUCAUGUCGAAGGAUUUAGAUGGCGAGGAUGAGAAUGAGACUGAUAUGGAUGAAGAUGAAGAAGAAGACGGAGAGGAAAUGGAGUCAAAUACGCAUGGAAAUGAUGAUGCUGAUCGUCGAGAUGAAAUCGCGGAAGAACCAAAAGAUCUGUCAAACAGGAACUUUUCUCACAUGCACAGCUUCAGUGAGGACUCCAAUGACCAGAAUGAUCAGAAUGACUUUAGAAAAAAAGCCAUCGAUAGUUUAAUGAAGGACCGACAAUCUUUGCUCAGUGAGGUGAUGGAGAAAUCAGGACUUAACAGUAUCCAGCCAUACAAUGAGGCAUUUCAGGCAGCCUUGGCUGAGAAUUCCCGCCAAAGUGAGCCUGCUUCUAGUACUACCGGCAGCAUCACUGAUGGCAUGAGGGAGAAUGGCAUGAGCAUAAGGGAAAAUGAUCAUAAUCAUACUCCCAUGAACUCAGAAAAUGAACUGAAACCAACUAUGAACAGUUUGGAUCAUCAUCAUCAUCACCCGUUUCAUCUAAAUCGUAAUGAAAGGCGUUCGUUUGACUAUCACCAUUCAGAAUUGGCAAAGAGGAUUAAAUUGGAGGCACCAGCUGAGCAUUUGUCCAACAUGGAGGCCCUGUAUUCAGGAAUAUGGUUCCCACCUAGUGCACAUCCGGUGCCACCCCGUGAUAUAUUUAUGGGUGCAAUGCACCCGCAUCACCCACCAAUGCCACCAAUGGACCAUCAUAUCCCGAGCAGCACUCCCCAGCAAAACGGAACGCAUCCACCUAGUGCCUUGAUGUCGCUUGGGGAGAAUCGGUUAAAGCUACAAAGUGACAGUGGUGGCAGGAUCAUGCUUGACCCUGCUCUCCACCAGGCUCACCACAAUAUGAUAAAAAAGGAGAGCAGUAAUAGAGGACGCAACGAUACAUGUGAGUACUGUGGUAAGGUUUUCAAGAACUGCUCGAAUCUAACUGUACACAGACGUAGUCAUACUGGCGAAAAACCUUAUAAAUGUGAACUAUGCCAGUACGCUUGCGCGCAAUCGAGCAAGCUAACACGUCAUAUGAAAACACAUGGACGCUUAGGCAAGGAUGUUUACCGGUGCAAAUUUUGCAGCAUGCCCUUCUCAGUGCCAAGCACUCUUGAGAAGCACAUGAGAAAAUGUGUUGAGAAUCAACAAGCAGGAAAGCCUUUGGAUGGUGUACCGUCGCUAUCCAGUAGUAUGUCGGAAACGUCUCUACCGCCCACGUCGGUUUGACUGUGGCGAGCCUUUAGUGAUGGUGUACCGUGCCCUUAGAAAGGUAUGUUACAAGGUCAAUUUUAAGGUCAAGCUUUGAGGGGUGUUUUGGUCAUUCCCUUUCAGCAAUAACUGUUAACAUUUUCAUAAAAAUUCAGUUUUUCCAUUCAAUUGAAAAAGAAAAAUGCUACUUUUGAAAAAAAGAGAGACACUAUAAAUACUUUUAUUAUGACAGUCACCAGCAGAAGCUAAUGCCGAUACCUUUUGAAAUUCCAAACAUUUAGUCCUGGAGGGGUUAAAGAAUCUAACAUCGGUCACCCAACAUGAAACGUGAUAAAAAAAACUUGGCAACUGCCAGAUGCAAAAAAACACCCCCUUUCUAUUAAAAGCAGCACAGGAAGUAAAAUCAAUUCCUUGUUGGAAAAUCAUGAAACAAAAUUGUAAUACAUGCAAAAUUCUAUUGAUGUUAGUUGGAAGCAAAACUGUAUUGGAUCGUUAUUUUGAUUGGUCUACAGUUAGUGCCAUCGGAUUUUGUGCCAUCAGAGUUACUCCAAGUGGAUAUUUGUCCAAUUUAAUCUAUGAACAUGUCAAAGAAAUCCAAAGACUAUCGAUGUUUCCAAUUUCAUUAUUGGGCAUUAGUUAGGUUGUGUCUAAAACUGUUUUAUGAGUUGGGUCAUCAAUAUUUCGUUAUCUACCAGGGGAGUUGAAGCGCACUGGCUACUCUGUGUAUGCAGCAACAAGCCAUGCGUUUGGAAUGUUCUGUCUCAUAAUCCAAAAUUACGCAAUUAUGCUUAGUUUAACACUUUGAGAACUAAAUGUAAAUUCUAUCAAAAUUGUGGUAUUCCUUUCAAUGCAGAUAAGAAUAUUUCAUGGUUACCACCUAUAUUCUGGUGCACUUUAUUUCAGAUACUUCAGUUGGUGAAUUGCAACACAAUUAAGUUAAGAUGAGCAAAAAGAAUCCCUGCUUUACAUCUUCUUUAAAAUUGUAAUCUAACAUGAAAUUGACUAUAUUUUGACCCCCGAGAUUUUUUUUAUCAAAACAACCAUCUAUCACAGUUGGUAGACUGAAUGAGCCAUAAAAUUAAACUUCCCUGGUAUUUGCGAAAGGGUUUGUCAAAUUAUAACAGCCUUGCUUAAGAGUAUUAAUUAAUUAGUUAACUAAUGCUUCAAGUAUUGGACCUAAUCAUUGACCAUGAACUAAUUAUUUCCUAUGGGUGCGAAAAAUGCCAGUUUGGCUAUGACCGGUGAAAAAUGCCAUGUGGGAUAAUUAUCACAAAGGCUAACAAUUAUAAAAGAAAUGAAUGUCAUCCUCUAGUGUAGUAGGGUCACCAGCUGAGUAAACCCUUUGUAUGAAAUGAAUCAAAAGUACUCUGCCUAUGAAUGGAGGACAAUGGUGUCACGUGACCAUGCUUGGCGAGUGUUUUCAGUGAUACUGUUUAGCAACCUUGCGCAAGCCGUUAGUUCAUCGCAAGGGCAAACAGUGUCAGAGGUUGUAGAUUCAUAAUGUGGAUCACACUAUAUUGAUCUGUGCAUCCACAUUUCGUGUUUUGCUUGCGAGUUUCAUCCCAUAAAAGGACUUAUCAUAAAAAGGGCAGCUUUUCAUAUCUUGACUAUUUGAAUACAUCUCCUAUAUACAAUGUUCAUUCAAAAAUAACGCCAUUUAGUAGACUGGACAGUUUCUGAAUAUUAGGCAUUUGAUUGGUCAGUUUCUAAGCCUAAUAUUGGUCAGUUCACGACCCUACCUCUGAAUUUCAUUGGUCUGUUAUUGCCCUUUAAAUUUCAUUGGUCAGUUUAAAUACAGUUUGAAUUUUAAUUGGUUGAUCUGACUUGUGACCAUGGUUUGAAGUAAAUAAUGUGGUAACCGUGAUCACGUUGUUACCCAGCAAAACAGUAUGUCACAUUUUUUCUUGACUAAGCUAUGUUUAGCAAUAAGAAAUCUGAAAUAAAAUUUUGUUGUUAUGUGUUUAUAUAUGUGUAAAGAAUUCUAAGGUUUGUUUCUGUAUGUGCCAUAAUUAUUAUAAGAGUCUUUUAAUUCCUUGAUUUUGAAAGACUAAAUUGUAAAAUAAAAGGUAGAUAAAGAUGCCAUGAACUGGCCCAACAUGACAGUUGUGAAUAUAAUGUAUAAAUUGGGACGCUGUUGUUGUUGACAUAAGUGGAACUUGUACCCGUAAAAGUGAUUGUAAAUUUUGAAUAAUUAAUGUGAAACAUAUUAGAAUUAUCCAAGAUUAUCCUAUCUCUUUAGGGUCAGAGUGAUGUGCCUUUAAAAUCAGUGCCAUAGAGAAAAAACGCAGCAAAGAUGCGUAAAAUCUACUAACAUGGCACCACAGUAUCGCUAAAAAUCCUGGUCUGGUGCGAAUAGGGGUUACUUUCUGAGCCUUCAAUGCAUAAUUAUUUUGAUAAGCUUACUGCGUAUGAUAGGUCUACAGGGUUAACAGGGUGCAUGAGAACUAGUUGCUUUCCAAGAUAUUUUGUCCCUCCUUUGGAACUUACUUAUAUAACUUCUGGUGAGUUUGGUAGAUGUUGAAAUUGUGGACUUGAAUUAUUGUUAGUGCGACUUGUUCCACUUUCCCUCUUUUUAUUAAAUAUUCCCAUUUUGUUUUCUGGUGGAAUAUGACUUGCAAACACUGGCUGUCUGAAGCUUGUGAAAUAGCUUGGGAUAUUUUGCUUUUGUAACAGCAAGCCCCCUCAUUAAAACUCCCUCUUUAACUACUACAAUGUUAACGCUAGCUAAUUGUCUUCUUCUCGCUUUGUUUUCUUACUUUUAUAACAUGUAGCAUACGACCAGUGCAUAUGAUAUCGUCAUAAUUGUAGAUUUCCUUUUUCGCACAUAAAAAUGCAUAUUUUGGGUCAUUGGAUGUGGAUGGUCAUUUUCAAGUUUGUUUUUUUUUCAAAUAAAAUGGGUAAACGGUUUUCUGCAGAUAAGAAAAAUAAUUGUCAACAGCUUCAGGCAUCUGGCACUUACCAUUUUCGGCAACAAAAAAAUGUUUAAUGAUUUUUUUUGCAUAAUAUUUGGAGACACUAUGUAAA
Molecule: messenger RNA, 6061 nt
Organism: Lineus longissimus
Lineage: Eukaryota; Metazoa; Nemertea; Pilidiophora; Heteronemertea; Lineidae
Product: B-cell lymphoma/leukemia 11A-like
Exons: 4
Coding region: 275-3055 (926 amino acids)
Biological process (GO): regulation of transcription by RNA polymerase II
Cellular component (GO): nucleus
Molecular function (GO): DNA-binding transcription factor activity; RNA polymerase II cis-regulatory region sequence-specific DNA binding
Source: RefSeq, a predicted model, not a curated record